Cotesia congregata is the source of this 555-nucleotide messenger RNA. The record is from the annotation of a GenBank genome assembly. Lineage: Eukaryota; Metazoa; Arthropoda; Insecta; Hymenoptera; Braconidae.
AUGUUGUACAUUGCUAUUGUAACGUUGCUCCUCACUAAUAACAGUAUUUCAAGGAUUCAAGCGGAGGAAACAGUAGAACGCAGAGCGAAUGGACAUAGAAGAAAGAUACCGAUGGGUCUGGUGCACCAAGAACAACUGUUUCCAGAUCGGAUACCCGGUGAUGGAAGGGAUAUUAUACUGGGAUCCCAAACUUAUCAGAACGGCAUGACUUUUAACGUCGAUCCGGUUGGCCCAAACAUGUUUGGAGCGUACACAAACCACGUAAAUCAAAACUUCAAAUUUGACGGAAAUCAAGCACAACCGAAUGGAGGUGGAAUCCGAUAUGGAUCCUCAUCUGUACAGAUUAAUAAUCAUUAUAGAACUAGCAAGGGUGGCAGAAACUUUGGUGGACCACGUGGUUAUCAAUCUGGUGAUUCGCAGCCUAAAAUCAACGCACCAACAGAAAAAAAGGCACAGAAUAGUACAGAAAGUCAAGCGCACACGGCAAAACCCAACUCAUCUAGUAAACAAUCAUGUUUAUUAUUUUACUUUUUAAUAGUACUGUUCAAAUAUUAA